GCCUGAUGCUGGCGAGCCUGCUGCUCGUCUCCCUGUGUGUCGAGGCCGCAGCCAUGUUGGACGUCAGACUGGACGUCCACUGGGAGCUGUGGAAGAAGACUCACGGGAAGACGUAUCCAAAUGAGGUGGAGGAUGUGCGCCGCCGGGAAUUGUGGGAGAGGAACCUGAUGCUCAUUACUAAGCACAACCUGGAGGCCUCGAUGGGGCUUCAAACCUACGAUCUGAGUAUGAACCACAUGGGAGACCUGACAACAGAAGAGAUCAUGCAGUCGUACGCCACGCUCACUCCACCUGCCGACAUCCAGAGGGCGCCAGCUCCUUUCGUGGGGUCAGGCGCGGAUGUUCCGGUCUCGGUGGACUGGAGACUCCAAGGCUGCGUCACCAGCGUCAAAAUGCAGGGUUCAUGUGGCUCUUGCUGGGCCUUCAGUGCUGCAGGGGCCCUCGAGGGCCAGCUGGCCAAGACCACAGGGAAGCUGGUGGAUCUCAGCCCCCAAAACCUGGUGGACUGUUCUCUGAAAUACGGCAACAAAGGCUGCAACGGGGGCUUCAUGGACAGGGCCUUCCAGUACGUCAUCGACAACAAGGGCAUCGACUCAGAGGCUUCGUACCCGUACAGAGGACAGUUGCAGCAGUGCAGCUACAACCCAUCCUACCGCGCCGCCAACUGCUCCAGGUACAGCUUCCUGCCUGAAGGCGACGAGGGGGCUCUGAAGAACGCGCUCGCCACCAUCGGGCCCAUCUCAGUGGCUAUCGACGCCACGAGGCCCACAUUUGCUUUCUACAGGAGCGGAGUAUACAACGACCCAACCUGCACCCAGAGAGUGAACCACGGGGUGUUGGCUGUGGGCUACGGCACUGAGAGCGGGCAGGACUACUGGCUGGUGAAGAAUAGCUGGGGAACCUCUUUCGGAGACAAGGGCUACAUCCGGAUGUCGCGCAACAAGAAUGACCAGUGUGGCAUCGCCCUGUAUUGCUCCUAUCCCAUCAUGUAGCAACACGGAAAAACAAAACAUCUUUAGAAAAAUCAUAACUCGCUUGUUUGUUCUGUGAAAAUUUAUACCUGAAAAUGUUUUACUGUAACAGUCACUAAGUACCAACACGUCAUCAAAUUCACUGUGUUGUGUUUGUGUGAUUUUAAAAUCUGUAAUAAUGAAAUAUAUGCACUCAUUGCUGAGGCUCAGACAGGUUUGGAUCCAUAUAUAGGUUUACUCUCAGUUAACAUCACGUCUAUGCCUGCGAUGCAGUGGAGGUGAAGAAGUGAUUUUUGCUCCAGCAGCUGUUAAACCUGCCAUAAAAGCCAUCUGAAAGGAAUCCAUUGACGUGGGAAAUUGGUGUGUUGGUCAAUUUAGCUUUUACAUGUUACCGGGGAACGUCAAAAUCAAUACCUGUGUCUCUGGUAGAUAUUUGUGCACAUGUUGAUGUAGCAUGUACAAGCUGCCUAUAGGCAACUAAGGUUAUCAUCCACAGGACAGAAAAAAAAGUCCUUCUGGUGUUUUUAUUUCCUUGUGACGCCAAAUAUUAAACUUUACCAAGACGUCAGCAGAGUCCGUCCAUCCAAUAUUUAUCACUCAUGCUUUGAUGGCAGAGGCGGAGCUGGAUUCAAUCCUAGCUGACGUUUGGUUAGAGGCGGCUUACACCCGGGGCAGGUCGUCAGAUUAUCACAGGGCUGACAAACAACCAUUCACCGUCACAUCCACGAGUCUCCAGUUAACUUAAGUUGUACGUCUUUGGACUGUGGGAGGAAGUCGGAGAAAUCCCAGACACAGAGUGAACAUGCAAACUCGACACUAUUAACCACUGUGCACAACAAAGAUGAUGGAAACUGCAUCUUCAGUAACACAAUCCCAGAGUCCUGAGAUGAUCUAUUUUGUUGAACCCAAACAGGAAGUGAAAUACGAAAAAUGAUGACAAGUUGUGUUUUGACAACCCAAUGAUUGACUGAAUCGUCUCUUUGUUUGUUGCAGUGACCUUUGUUUUGAGUCUUAAUGCUAAACUAACUAACUGAUGGCUUUAAUUUUUAUAUACUUUCCAUGCAAAGAAAGCUAAUAAGCAUGUUUCCUCAAAUGUUGCAUAACUACUUUGAAGCCUGCUACCCACAGAAAGACUAAUAUGGGCUUUGACCAAAAUAUUGAUUUAUCUUAAAAUGUUCAGAGUGGCAACAAUAAAACUGGUGAAACAUUA
This is a messenger RNA of Paralichthys olivaceus (Japanese flounder), 2181 nucleotides long. The record is from RefSeq and is a predicted model, not a curated record. Lineage: Eukaryota; Metazoa; Chordata; Actinopteri; Pleuronectiformes; Paralichthyidae.